Molecule: messenger RNA, 390 nt
Organism: Suillus bovinus
Lineage: Eukaryota; Fungi; Basidiomycota; Agaricomycetes; Boletales; Suillaceae
Exons: 2
Coding region: 1-390 (129 amino acids)
Source: RefSeq, a predicted model, not a curated record
AUGCAGAGCCAGAAUGACUACCUGAGGCAAUGGGUCCCAAGGCAGGAAUCAUAUCUGCAUCACCUCCUGGAUCGAGAAGCUCCUCCAGAAGAUAGGAGAUGUGUUGUCUGCAAUGUCCUCAGCCUGGGAUCAACAUAUUAUUGUCAGGGAAUGAAUUACUUGAUGAGAACUCCAAGCUGGAAAUAUACCCGGUCAUUUGUGACAGACAGUAAUUUCGAAGCCGAACACUUGCAUCCCAUCAAGCCAUUUGAUGAAGUAUGGCUUGCCGAUGGGCUGGGGUUCAUAGUGGGAAAGGACAGGUAUAAAGCGCAUCUUGCAGAGGCUGCUGAUACUUUGGAGAAAUCUAGCUGCAACAAUCACCGGGCAGUGAAUCAAGCAAAUGCAGCUUAG